Molecule: messenger RNA, 2557 nt
Organism: Neohortaea acidophila
Lineage: Eukaryota; Fungi; Ascomycota; Dothideomycetes; Mycosphaerellales; Teratosphaeriaceae
Exons: 2
Coding region: 68-2509 (813 amino acids)
Biological process (GO): ubiquitin-dependent protein catabolic process; protein ubiquitination; mitotic cell cycle checkpoint signaling
Cellular component (GO): nucleus
Molecular function (GO): protein binding; metal ion binding; ubiquitin-protein transferase activity
Source: RefSeq, a predicted model, not a curated record
UUUCUAAUCGGUCAACGCGUCUCUCACGCUCGUACACAAUUAAAUCGCCAGAUGACAUGCGUGCAGCAUGGAUGAUGGCGGAGGACAUGGAAUCUCUGAGAAUGAACUCACUUGCGCGAUCUGUACCGAGAUCCUUUACCAACCGUUGACUCUCCUCGACUGCCUUCACACCUUUUGUGGGUCGUGCUUGAAAGAGUGGUUCAAAUGGCAGGCCACUGCCGCCUCGCAGAGUGGGAGGAAUGCGAGCAACCCAUACACCUGCCCAUCGUGCCGCGAGUCCGUCAGACGUACCAAGGCGGAUUGGCGAUUAAACACAUUGCUUGAAGGCUUCCUCAAGGCGCAUCCGGAGCGCGCAAAGGGGGAGCAGGAGGCCGGUGAGCUUGGAGAGCAUUACAGGCCUGGCGAGAAUGUGCUGCCUCCAGUACAUUUCGCGGCAGAAGAUGAGGACAGCGAAGAUGAACGCCUGCUGGCGGAGACGAGGGAGCUCAGUAUGCAGCAUGGCGAACCUCGAUCGAGGCAGAGGACAGCACGCACUUCUCACGAGCGGCGGCGGGACCAGCGAUCCGCACGACGCGAUCAUCACCAUCUGACGGAAGCGAGACUGCGAGAGCAUGAUGCGAGCCAUCCACAUAUCGAGCACCAGCCUUCUCUUCGCAGUUUGCUGAGUGCUUCAGAGUCAGAUCGCCAAAAUGUGCAAGCAGAGAUUCUCGAGUCAAUCUUCUCGGAAGGCUUGCUCGACGGCAUCGACUUAGACAACCUCACCAUUGCACAGGAAGAAGAAUUGACCGAACGGAUCGCCGAGACGUACAGGCGAAGACAGCGUGACAGGGAGCGAUCAGGCAAUCGGCAAGCCCGUCCAUCCGAGACCAGACCUGCGCAAGUAUCGCCUCCGCGCCAAAGUCAGCCAUCUGCCCAUAGAGACACCUCCGAUGCCGUGCCAGAACCCUUACAUCCUCGCCCCCGGCCACCAAUCUCCCGGCCUCAUCUUUUCGAGCAGACCCUUCAAGAGCCCCCAAGAACGCAAAGACGAUCUCGCAGCUCAAACAGCCAUCGAGACCGAAACACUGCGUCUUCUGGGGAUGGGGCGUCAGCGCCAGCAUCCCGCUCAGUAACUGACUUGUCACAGCAGCCCAGUCCUGCGAAUGCUCAACGCGAGCGCCGUCACAGGCUGCAGCCGGCCAGGACCAUUACCGAUCCUUCGAAUGCUGGCACUCAGGCUGCUCAGAAUCAUGCUGUCCGCAACACCUCUAGCACGCACAGGGAUGCAGCUGGAUCUGGAGCUGAAGCCCCAUCACAGUCAGGAGACAGCGCUCGGCGAGUGGUCAGCACCACAAGUGAAGACUCUGUUCCAAUCAUUGACCCAAGGGCACCAUCCAAUCUGGCACCACAACCUACUAUUCGGCCGGCCAUUUCGAACGCCGCCUUCGCACCAGAGACUGUGGAAAAUGGGCGACAUCCCCAAGUUGCGCCUUCUGUCAGAUGUAGUCGAUGUGACCGCGCAGAGAUCCAGCAUGAGCUACACUACAACUGUCGUCGAUGCUUGGAGGGAAACUUCAAUUUAUGCUUGCAGUGCUACCGCGAGGGCAAAGGGUGUAACCACUGGUUCGGGUUUGGCUUCCGUGCCUACGAGAGAUGGUCUCACAUCUCACAUUCCGAGGGCCGGCCGACUAGCCUCGACCCGCCACAUGUCCUCGCAGCUCGCAAAUACGUCAAACCUAGCGCCGAAACCCGUGAAGCAGCGCCUCCAGCAGAGCCGGCGCUGGAAGAAGGUGCCUUCUGUGAAUCAUGCCAGGCAUUUACAGACGACUGCUACUGGUAUUGCAACAUCUGCCUCGAAGGCGCCUGGGGCUUCUGCGACAAGUGCGUCAAGCGCGGCCAGCACUGCACGCACCCGCUCGCCGCCGUCGCGCACAUCAACACCCUCCAAGGCGGGCACUGCGAUCCUUCGCGCCUGGCCUUCGUCGGCAUGCCGCAUCUGAGACAAGACACGUACGUCAACUUGCCCUUCACCACCAGCUGUGAUGUUUGCCAUCGCUCGAUUCCGCCUGCUAGCGCGAGGUUCCAUUGCUACCAGUGCAAUGAUGGCGAUUACGACAUUUGCAAUGAAUGCUACUGGGGCUUGGUCUCUCAGGACACAGUCAGUCAAGCGAACGGGCCGAGUGGGUGGAGGAAGUGUCCGAAGGGCCACCGUAUGGUCGUCGUCGGCUUCGAGGAGACGUCGAAUGGUGCACACCUUCGUACCAUCGUGCGCGAUCUAGUUGGCGGCUGGCGUUGGAAAGAAGAUGGAGGGUCCCAGCCCCCAUCCAACCGGGUACCACCAGACGGAGGGGCCGGGCUGAAGUGUUUGGCUCUCUACAACUAUUUCCCCAAGAAGGGCGUAGCCGACGAGCUCGCCUUUCCGAAGAACGCAGAGAUCCGCGAGGUCGAGGACAAGAAUGGCGACUGGUAUGUCGGGACGUAUGCCGGGAGAGUGAAACUCUUCCCCUCCAACCACGUGCGCAUUCUGUGAUGCCCUCGCCGAGAUGGAUGAAGAAAUGCCGAUUACGAGGAAUGAGCC